UGUAUACCAACGCCAUCGAGAUCACGCAACAUCAAAACGGCAAAAACUUUGUUGAAAACGAACGCUGGUGGAGGGAUUUAUCUUGUGGUGGUAUAACUAGAGAAACAUGACAAAGUUAACACUUGCCGUAGUGUGUUUGAUAUCUCUCGCGGCAACAGCAAUGGCGAUCAGAUGCAGACUUUGUUGGCCUGCCAUGGAUAGAGAGGAAUGUCGCCGAAAUGAAAAAUACAGGAACUGCGACGAAUUUAAAGAUAUCUACGUUGACUCCUGCAUCGAGGUUAACUAUCACGGCAAUCACACCAUGGUUCGGGGCUGCUACAGCGGGUGGCAGUGUGCAGGUGCGCGCGAGGAAUGCCGAAGGCGAGGCCCAUGUGAGGUCAAAUGCUGCCAGAAGAACUUUUGUAACACAGCGGGAAAGAUAUCACUCUCCACCCUUCUGAUCGCCACCAUUGCUGCUGCAACCACUGCUUUCGUCAACUGGAAAUAGGCAUCCGUGUGUCCGUCCAACAAUCGGUCUGUUUAUCUAUCUGUCCGUCCGUCUAUACGGCUUCAGGCGCCUGCCUUUCUGUUUUUUUAGUCUUCUUUAUCUGACUGUUCGUGCGAGCUUCUGCCCGUGGACAAGCGGAAACAAGUAUACAACUUGACUACAAAAAUCAUCGCGUUCUCUAGUUUAAACCAUGUAUUACGGUAGUGUGUGCGAUAGUGUUUAAAAAAAAACUAGCUCUAUUCUAAUUGUGUAUGUAACAUGAAUACAAUCAUUUACAGCUUUUUUGUAUCCUAUUAAAAAUUUUUUUAUAAAGCACAGUUUUGAGAACAGGCUCUGAAGAAAGUUCUCACAAGGAAGCAAGUGCAAGCGAGAACCAAUCAUACACAAGUAAAAAGCGCAAUAAUUGGAAAACGGUAAAAAGGCACAACACAAGAGAAUCGGUCAAACACAAGCACAACACAAGAGAGAAUCGGUCAAACACAAGCACAAUACAAGUGAGAAUCGGUCAAACACAAGCACAUCACAAGAGAGAAUCGGUCAACACGAGCGCAACACAAGUAAAAAUCGGCGAAACACAAGCGAAACAAAACAAGUGAUUUUCGGUCAAACACAAGCGCGCGAGAAUCGGUUAAAACAUUCGAAACACAAGUGAGUAUCGGUCAAACACAAGCGCAGCACAGGUGAGAAUCGGUCGAACUCGAACCGCAAGAAAAUCAAUCUGUUGCCUAACUGAUUCAUAAAAACGCUCUAGGGAAAUCGACAAAACACACGCUACCUAAAAAGCGGCAUGCCGCAUAAUAUACUCACAAUGCCUUUACACAAACGAGAGCUUUUAUACAGCCGGGCUAGUUAGCCAAAGAGUAGAAUUUGUGGAUAUCACGUGGGGGAAGGGUCCCCCCCAGCUACGCGCCUCUCCGUGUCUAAUUUAAGAAAACAACAACAACAAAUGUUUAUAAGAAUUCACUUGUUUACUUAUUUAUCCAUUAUUCUAUGUAUUCAUUCAUUUAUCCUCCCUACCCUGUACAUUCCUUAUGUACUUAAUAAAAAAAUAUUGACCCAA
This is a messenger RNA of Nematostella vectensis (starlet sea anemone), 1547 nucleotides long. RefSeq lists its product as uncharacterized. Bases 107 to 487 code for a protein of 126 amino acids. The record is from RefSeq and is a predicted model, not a curated record. The transcript is spliced from 3 exons. NCBI's taxonomy places the organism in Eukaryota, Metazoa, Cnidaria, Anthozoa, Actiniaria, Edwardsiidae.